Molecule: messenger RNA, 1281 nt
Organism: Balaenoptera acutorostrata (minke whale)
Lineage: Eukaryota; Metazoa; Chordata; Mammalia; Artiodactyla; Balaenopteridae
Gene: OSCAR
Product: osteoclast associated Ig-like receptor
Exons: 5
Coding region: 53-943 (296 amino acids)
Cellular component (GO): plasma membrane
Molecular function (GO): collagen receptor activity
Source: RefSeq, a predicted model, not a curated record
GGCACGGCCAAGCCCUGGCUCCUGUUCCUGCUCCCGCCGAGAACUGCCCACCAUGGCCCUGGUGAUGAAUCUGCAGCUGCUGACUCUCUGGCUGGUGUGUCACGCAGACAUCACUCCAACUGUCCCCCCAGCCUCAUACCCCAAGCCGUGGCUGGGGGCUCAGCCAGCUGCAGUUGUGACCCCCGGGGUCAACGUCACUUUGAGGUGCCGGGCACCCCAGCCCACCUGGAGGUUUGCACUCUUCAAGUCUGGAGAGAUUGCUUCUGUGCUUUACCGGGAUGUAUCUGCGGAGCUGGCGGAGUUCUUCCUGGAGGAGGUGACCCCAGACCAGGGGGGCAAUUACCGCUGCUGCUACCAGAGGCUAGAUUGGGGACCAGGUGUCUGGUCCCACCCCAGUGAUGCCCUGGAACUGCUGGUGACAGACGAGCUGCCGCGCCCGUCGCUGGUGGCGCUGCCCGGGCCGGUGGUGGCGCCCGGGGCCAACGUGAGCCUGCGCUGCGCCGGCCGCCUGGGGGGCAUGAGCUUCGCGCUGUACCGCGAGGGCGUGGCGGCCCCGCUGCAGUACCGCGACUCGGCGCAGCCCUGGGCGGACUUCCCGCUGCUCGGCGCCCGCGCGCCCGGCACAUACAGCUGCUACUACCACACGCCCUCCGCCCCCUACGUGCUGUCCCAGCGCAGCGAGCCGCUGGUCAUCAGCGCGGCCGGCUCGGGCUCCUUGGACUACACCCAGGGCAACCUCGUCCGCCUGGGGCUGGCGGGCCUGGUCCUCAUGGCUCUGGGCACGCUGGUCGUUUUCGACCGGCGCAGCCAGAAUCGCGCCCCUCGUUAUCGUCUGGGCCUGAGCCUCAGAGGACAGAGAAGACUUCCCAGAGAGGAUGGUGAAGAAGCUGGAAUCCCUUGGGUUGGACCGCCCUUCCAGGAGACCCACAGCCCUCCCCGCUGAGCCCAGCUUCCCGAGUAACCAUAACCUUUGCUCCACGCCCUGGAUAUCUUCCUUUUGGGUCAUUACUCCAGGACCUCCCAGAUCAGCGGGAGGCACUAUCGGUGUGGUUAAGCCUUCCUCGCCAGGAAGACCUGAGCUGGAAGCCCCGUGCGCUGCUCGCUCCCUGCGGGAUAUUAGGAGAGCGACCCUUCCCCAGCCUCGGUUGCUCCGUCUGUAAGAUGGGAGCACUGAAAAUACCCACUUCAUCAGGGUUAAGUGGACAAUGCAUCUGAAGGGUUUAAAACAGUGACUGGCUCACAGAAAACGUUCUUUAAAUGUCAGCUACCGUAUAAAAGCUA